ACUUCCGGCCACGCAGGAAAACGUCGCAAAAGCCCCUGGACAACAAACAAACGAGACGGUCGGACUGCCUGAACAGAAAGACACACAUUAUUAAUUCCCAGUGAAACAGCAAUAUAUUUAUUUUCACGUAUUUAGAGUAUAGCUAGUGAAUAUUCAUUUUAGAUAAAAGUCGAACGAAUUGUUCAGGCGCUCGAGUUAAGCCCCUCCGCCUCCCAGCCCGUCAAGCUAUCGAGGGUGUUAGCUAGUACCAGCGCUAGUAUGUGUGAUCACACUGAAUAAUUUCACUUGUUUCUAUUACUUAAACCACUCGAAAAGAAACAGUUCAACAUUGACUAGUUUUUAGUGAACAGCAACGCCGACGGUAUGAAUAAACAAGAAGUUGAAGGGCGUCCACAGAAAAAGAGUGAUGGAGCUCAUCUUCAGCAAAGUGCCGAUUUGUCGUCGCCUGUCCUUGCCGCCUUCAAAGUCUUCCAGAAGGAGCUUGACACCAAACACGACAAACACGAACGCCUUGUCAAGCUCAGUCGAGACAUCACCAUUGAGAGCAAGAGGACAAUUUUUCUUUUGCACAGAGUGACAAGUGUUCCAGAUGUCGAGGUGGUUUUGAAUGAGGCAGAUGGAAAACUGGAUGGCGUGAGACAGAAAAUUGGUCAAAUUGCUGAAGAGCUGAAAGGAGAGGAUAUCUUUCAGUUUCACAGAGCAUUCACUGCAGGAAUCCAGGAGUAUGUGGAAGCUGCCUCCUUCCAGCACUACAUCCGUCAUCGCAGCCUCAUCAGUCUGGAGCAGAUCAACGCCAGACUGGUGUUCAUGACAGGAGACAAGGUCUCUGCUGACACACUGCCAACGGGAGCUCAGGUCCUGACCUUCCAGGUGAUGCCCUCAGACUAUUUGCUGGGCAUAGCAGACCUGACGGGAGAGCUGAUGCGCCUGUGCAUUAGUAGCGUGGGCAACGGUGACAUCGACACGCCCUUCCAACUGAGUCAGUUCUUGCGCCAGAUCCACGAUGGUUUCACCUUCAUCGGGAACACUGGUCCUUAUGAGGUUUCCAAAAAGCUUCACACGCUGCGUCAGAGCCUGGGCAAAGUGGAGGAUGCCUGCUACACCCUAAAAGUUCGUGGUUCUGAGAUUCCCAAACACAUGUUGGCUGACGUCUUCUCCAGUCGGAACGCUCACAUGGACCCAGAGGAAGGUGGCAUGGCCUCAGGGACAGCUGGCAGCUUCAGCCGUAAGAGGCUCCACCGGAGGUACAUGAGAGAAGAGCAGUGCAGGCCACAAACCACUACUGAUGAUCAGGAAGACGAGGACGAUGUUGACACUUGCAUGAGUGAAUGUCAAACUGAUGCGAUGAGUCUAUCGCCUGCUGGCAGAAUAUCCCCAAUGAACCUUCUACCAAAUGAUGACAUUCCUUUUCCCUCCACCAACUGCAGUACCCUCAAUGAUGCUUCCAAUCACUGCAGGGAACUCAUGUUAAAGCCAGACCCAGUCCUACUGCAUUCAGCUCAGGCCAGACUGGCUACCCCAGAAGACUCUUUCAAUUCCAGCUUCAGUUUUAUUCAGCAGUCUCUCUCUACACCAGCACUAGAUUCGGAAUCCCCUCAAGCCACAAAAGUGCCUCAUUUGUCUCAUAUUAAACCAGCAUCUUUGGAUCAGCCUGAGUCAAAGCAGUCACCCCUGAUCACCUCGACCUCUGUCCCUGGCAGCCAUGAAGACAGGACGACCAUCUCACUAUUAGGUGGAAGGUUUUGGGGUGAACGUGUGUGGGGCAGCAGGGAGGUGGAUGGUGACUUUCAGUGUCCGGAUACAGAAGUCACAUCGUCACUGUCACUGGACUCAGACACGGCCUCUGCAUCCUCGGUCACCUCGGGAUACGAGAGCGCCACACCCGCUUCCGACCAAGGCUGGGACAAUUUGGUGAAGAAGUAUGACCGCGUGCUGCAAGACUGCCUCCAAAGCAACCGGACACACACUAAGAUCGAAUCUAUGAUGUUAAAGCUCCACAGACUCCAGCAGAAAGCCAUCAUUGAAGAUGAUUACGAUGCAGCUGAGCGAUUUGGGAAAAAGCUGGAGGAGCUGUGCAGGGAACGAGGCUCUCUGAAGUUGGGUUUACCUUCUAGGCAGCCCAGUGUGGCCCUGUUUCUGGAGAGGCUCAGACAGGUGGUGCAGAGCGCCCUCCAGAGGACAGACACCUGUAAGCACAGGUCAGUCAGGUCGAGUGCAGAACUUGAUGCAGGGGAGCGGUCGGAUUCAAGCCGUAGAGAUCGUCUCAUCCAAGAGAAACGGGCAGUAGAGGACGAAACAAAAGAGCUGCAGCAGAGGCUGACGGAGCUAAAGGAUCGCAGUCGAUGUCUGGAGCAACAGAUCCAGCGGGAGGAGCAGCAGAUGGAGGCUGAAGAGCUGGAGGGCUCUGUGCUGAGGAGCUGCACCGUUGCUCAGCUCCGAGACAUGAACCAAACCCUUCAGGAUCUUGUGACUUCUGAGAACCGCACACAAAUAGCCGUCUCUCCUCCGCCCUCAAUGCUCAGACUCCUAGAACAAGAGCAGGCAUUGACUCUAUCCAUCAAGGAAGCUACAGCCAAAGUGGUCAUGAGUCAGAAGCUGGGCAGCAGUCUGAGGAGGAAAGUCAGUGAGGUUGAAACACAGCUCUUAGCUCUGCAUGAAGCCAAACUGGCUGCCAUCUCAGGUAAUGACUUCAGCAGUGCCAAGGAGCUGAAGGCUGAAAUUAAAGCGAUGUACCAGGAGCAAGAGAGACUGGAGGUUCUGGCCAAGAGGCUGCACAGUCUAAGCUCAGGAAGCAGCCAGGAGCUGGCCAGGAUGAAGGAGCAGCGGCAGCAGCUCAGACAGGAGCUGGAGCAGAGGGAGGCGCAGCAUGAAAGCAAGUUGAAAGAAAACACCGGAAAAUACAUUGAGCUGUUGGAGGACAGGUUGCACAGCUGUAGCUGUCCGGGCUUGGAGCGGAUUUGGGAAGCCGACCUGGAGGCGUGUCACUUGUUCUUACGCGGCCUGCAGCUGCAGACAUCCAGCUACAGUGGAGCGGACUUCGAGGACUACCUCGCCACCGCUGGUUAUCCGUCAAAUCAAGUGUGCACCAAAGAGGAAGAAGACAGCGCCAUGUUGACUGCUUUAGGAGGCCGCUGGUGUCCCGAGGCCAAUUUACAGAACUCUGAGUUCACCAAGAAACUGGAAGAGUUUUUGUUCAGCAUGGAGGAUAUUAACCCACAGCAGGACGUGUCCAGCGAUGAUGAAGCAGCAGACCUGGCAGAGCGCUGUGAGCUGAUCGGUGACAGACUAAUGACCUUGGAGGAUGACUUACAGACGGCCAUACUGAACCGGGAUCAGGCCCUGAUUGAGUCGCUGGAGAGAAAAGUUCAGGAAGUUAAAGCCACUUUGCAAAACAUGCUCGCCCUGCUCAAAGAGGAAGUCAAAGAGGACUCCAACGAAGACGACCCUGUAGAAAAUGGGAUUUUCGAGGAGGACGAGGAGGAGGACCAGUACUUCAGUGACAGCUGGGACAUUUGAAGCCUGUUGUGUUUUAUGAGCACUCACACUCCUGACCUCCACUCUCCAGUGGAAGUGACCCUUCUUCCACUUACUGCAAAGCAUCAGGCCAAGCUUUUUACAUGCGGCCCCCUGUGGAACUGCGCAAAGUCUCCAGUUGUUCAAACAAGGGUUUAAAACACAGGAAAUACAGUAAGUGCCUUCAGGCCUUUCUUGCUACGUUUGUCAGUUAAGUUCAAUCAAUCUACGAAAGUCAGUAUUAUCCUCCUGAGAGCCAGCGUUGGAUUUUGUGGAACAGUUUUCUGCUCAGUGGCCUUGUGGUUAGAGUGUCCGCCCUGAGAUCGGUAGGUCGUGAUUUCAAACCCCGGCAGAGUCAUACCAAAGACUAUAAAUAUGGGACCCAUUACCUCCCUGCUUGGCACUCAGCAUCAAGGGUUGGAAUUGGGGGUUAAAUCACCAAAAUGAUUCCUGAGCGCGGCCACCGCUGCUGCUCACUGCUCCCCUCACCUCCCAGGGGGUGGAACAAGGGGAUGGGUCUAAUGCAGAUGCUAAUUUCACCACACCUAGUGCGUGUGUGACUAUCAGUGGUACUUUAACUUUAACAGAGCUAUUUUUUUUCAACUCUGACAAAAGAAAUGGACCAACUUCAAGUCCACUGCAGAUGACGCUGGUUCUCAGGAAGUUAUGUCAACAAUUAUACUAACUAAGCUCAGUGACCAAAACAGAAAAUGUACACUGAACCCCAAAAUGAGCACAACAUUUUUCUUUGACUUUUUGUGGGACCAAAAAUAACAUUUUACUAGGGAUGCACAAUGAUUUUUUUCUCACGCUGAUACCGAUACUAAUAACCAGCUUCUCUAUACCAAUAACUUAUUUAUACUGUGGAACCUCGAUUCACAAACUUACUUGAUUCUUUAACAUGGUUCGUAAAGUAAAGUUUGUACAGUGAAGUAUAGUUCCCCAAAAGAAUCAACGUGAACAUGAACCAUUUGUUCUAGCCUGGACAAAAGUCCCUAUUUUAAUAAAAAAACGAAAUACUCUGAAGAAACUUCAUGUAUAAAUAUACUGUACAUAAUUAUCAAACCUGAGGUGGCGACUUGUCCAGGGUGUACCCCGCCUUCCGCCCGAUUGUAGCUGAGAUAGGCUCCAGCGCCCCCCGCGACCCCGAAGGGAAUAAGCGGUAGAAAAUGGAUGGAUGGAUAAUUAUCAAACCAACAUAAGGUGGCUUUAAUUAAGGUCCGAUGUGGCAUCUUUUUUGGUCUCAUCACAAUUAAAGACUUACUGUGGAACAAAUCCCCCUUUGCUGAUAAAAUCCUCGAACUGAAGGUGCCGCAAGCCGGAGGCUAUCUAGUUCAAACGCUAGCUCAAAGCAGUUGUCUAGCAACUCAAAGCUAUACAGCCAGACUGUGAGAGUUUGGACACGUUCAAAGCGUUUCUGAUCACACAAAGUGAUCUCUCAGACAGGCUGACACAGCUCUGACCGCCGCAAGGUACGACAAUUGUGGGAAUAAGCAGGUCAGAAGUGUCGCUUGCCGACAAAGCUCUUGGAAAUGGCCGCACCCUUGUGUACAGGAUGUAAACAGGAUGUGAGGUAGGGCCUCUUUAAAAUACAGGAAGUGAAGUCAUCCAAAUAGCAGCCCACGAUGGUUUCAAGCGACAUGCAAAAUAAAUGAAUGAGUUCGUACACUGAGACAUAGCUCGCACACAGAGGCAUAUUUGGCACGAUGUAAACGUUUUAAACUGAAAAGGUUGCAAAUAGUGGCGUUCGUAAAUCGAAGUUCCAUUGUAUCUAUUAUGUUUUACAUUUAGUGGUAACUGCAGUUUGUGAUAACAUCUGAUGUGUUGAAGAGUGAUGUUUUUUUUCCCGUUCUUACGGAAUGUUCGCAGAACAUUUGGUGCGAAUAACUCGCAAAAUGUCUUCGUCUUGAAAACUGAGAAACCAUGUUUGUUAAGAGUGAGCUCAGGGAAGGUUGACAGCACAAGCAGGAGGAAGGGAGCGCUUAAUUUGCUCACCCUAACCACCUACGGUAGAGUAUGGGUAAUCUCGCCUCAUUGGAUUUUGGAUUUUAUUUUUUCGGAGCUAUUUUCAAUCUUGUCGGAUUUAUUGGUAUGACGUCAUAGUUCCUCAUAUUUAUUGUGCACCCCUAGUGUUUACGUCCUGUGGAUUUUUAUAUGCAUUUUUUAAAUUAAUGUCAUUUUGUGUGCUUGGUGCUAACUUAAACAAUAUUGUUUCCAUGUGAAAAUGCAACAUUUGUGUUCUGUGGCUGAAGGAUAACAUUGAAAAGGAGUGUUAGGAACACAAUUAAAAAGAAAAAAUACAAUAAAAAAAGUAAUUCACUGAUAACAAUUAAGUUGUAAUGUUAGAAGAGGAAAAAGUAUUUCGUCAAAAUGUUUGAGUAAAUGUCUAAAUCCUGCAUGCAAAACCUAAAUGCAAAAGUUUGAGUCAGUACAGCAGUUUGUUUCUCUUCUCUCACCUGUAUAUAUUUUAGCUAAUCUUUAUAUAUUGUAUUGCUUAAAAGCCAACAAACCAGUUAAAUGAAUGCAAGUUUGUACUGUAAUUUGUAAUCCCAAAACAUUUCUCAGAAGCAUUUUUUUUUUGUCAUACAAAUGUUUAUUAUUACACAUAAUCAUUUCAUCCCUGUAAAAUUUAGAGGUUUUUUUUACGUGGUAAUAUCACUUAAAAAAUUUAAAAAUAAAAGUUUAUUCUAAAGUCUGAUUUUUAAACUCUAUUCUUGUUACGGCCUGUUUUGGCCUGUUUUGGCCUCAAUGCCAAGAUGCAGAGACGUCAGGCAUAGCGCAGGUAAAAAUAUAUUUAAUCUCGAAACACAAAGGAAAAGUUCAGCAGGGAAGUGCACAGGAAGCAUAAAGACUUGAAAAUGAGACCGAUCAGACUGGCAUAUAAAGCAUCCUGGUUACCAAUAAGGGACAACAGGUGAGGAAGCCAGCGUCCAGACAGGAGAAAUAUUAAACUAGAUCCAAUUGCAGGACGUACACACUUUAAGCCAGGGGUCGGCAACCCAAAACGUUGAUAGAGCCAUAUUGGACCAAAAAUACAAAAAACUAAUCUGUCUGGAGCCGCAAAAAAUUAAGAGCCGUAUAUAAGUCUUAUAAUGAAGUAAGUGUCUAUAUUAGCUAUAAUCAGUGUUGGGUUAGUUACUGAAAACCAGUAACUAGUUACUUCAUUUCAAAAGUAACUCAGUUACUAACUCAGUUACUUACACCAAAAAGUAAUGCGUUACUGUGAAAAGUAACUAUUUAGUUUCUUAUUUUUUUCUUCUUUUUUUUUAAAGCUCCCAUUAAUGCCCUUUUAGCCUUCAUUUCAGUACUGUUAUUGCACUGGAAAAUAAUACAAUCUGUUGAUCAACUUGACAUGCAUUUGCAUCACUGCACUCUGCUAAGCAAUGUGGUCUACAUACAACACACAAAGACAAAGAUAUGUUUCAAAGGGCCAAUUUGUUUCUGGCCAGAACAAAUUGACAAAACCAUUUUAAAUAGCUGCAACAUAACAUACAUAAGUAACAAACAGCAUAAUAACAGCAUAGCUUUAAAGCAAGAAAGGCACACACUACAUACACAAAGCCUAACCAUGCAUUUUUUCCUCAAGGAAUUCUGACACAAAAUCAUGUCUGAAGCCCAGAACACUCUACACAUUUCCCCAGUUUUAGUUUAGAGAUAAGGAAAGAUUGCCCUGGCCCACUAGCAUCCCUCUUUAUGUUUGUGAACUUUAUAGUCUAUACAUUUAGAGUGAUGUGAUAAUCGAACACUCUAGAAGUCUAGAAUGAAAGAGUAUAUAAGAGAAUUGACAGCAAGGUUCCCUCUAAGGUGCGCGCCUGUGCAAUUGCGCACUGCUCAAGCAUCCUCUGUGCACGGCAAAUCUAUGCCACGCAUAAAAUCAAAUAAAAAAAUAAGCGCAUAACAAUUUUCGACACACGGACACGACAGAGAAAACACUUUUUGUCAUCCUUGUUCAAAUAUUGUAACGUCUGUCGAGACGCUUUGAGGACAUGAAUUCCAUCCAUCACUUUACUGAGCAAAACUUUUUAUUGUCGGCCAUGAACACAUCACCGAAACAUUAGUAAAAAAAAUGAUAUCUAGCAAAAGUGGUCAUUUUCUGCAGUACAAACCAGACCAAAAGCAACUUUGUUAGACCAACAGCAGCCGCUCGCUCUUUCUCACUUGCGCCAACACAUGCAUAUAUGGCACUUAGCCAGUGAUGCGUUUACAGCCACACAAAAAGUCGGACAACUCCAACACCACACAUAAAGUGUCAUUCCAGGUCGUUACACUAUGAUUUACCAAUCAAAUGUGUGCUUAUUCUAGUGUCAUUUAUUAGGAAUCUUAAUUUAUUAAUAUUAAUCAUUAAAUGCUGUUAGUAUAUUAAAUAAAUACUAAUAAAAAUAUAUUUUUUACAAACAGGUAGUUGCAGGAAUGUACACAUGAUCCCCUGCUUACAUCUCAUUGUGCAACAUGAGAAUGUUUUAGUUGGGAACUAAAUGCAAUGUCUGAAAGGGGUACAAAUUAUUUCCAAAGCAGGACAGUUCAUGAAAAACAAUAUUUUUUGCUAUUGUCAUUGUAAGUGGGCCUAAACACUUAUAUUAGAAAAUAACCUCAUGGAAAUGACUGCUGUCAUUUGAUUAUAAUAAUAAGAGAAUGUUGUCUGUCUAUCUGUGUUGGCCCUGCGAUGGGUGGGGACUUGUCCAGGGUGUACCCCGCCUUCCGCCUGAAUGCAGCUGAGAUAGGCUCCAGCGACCCCGAAAGGGACAAGCGGUAAAAAAUGGAUGGAUGGAUGGAUGGAGAUUGAACUUGUUAUUUAGUCAGGUUUGGGACAGGUGUGCUGCUAGUGUAGCCACAGUGUGCACGUCUGAUGUUGCUCACAUGGGCUCAUUGAAUGUUCAGGGAGUUUUUGCGUUUGCUCACACAUGAACAAUUAGAGGGAACAUUGAUUGACAGAGUGUGUACCUUCAGUGCUGAAUGAUGAGCAGAGGCAGAGUUAAUCCUUAAGUGGUGGUGGAGAGAAAGUGGCUGUCUCUCUUUACUAGCUACGUCGAAGCGUGUUGCUUAUGUAGCUUGUUUCAGCAGAUUUGAAUUGCUGUUUUGGGCAGUAGAUGGGAUCUUUGAUCCAAAGCACAAUUUACAUUUAACUAAAAUGUUAUUUUCUUUGUGCUCGACAAAAGAAAAGUAGUGAAAAUAUCUCCAUGUUAACAAACUCGACUGCAGCUCCGCCAUGAUCAGACACCCCCCCCCCCCCUCCCCCGUCUUUCUCUCUUUACUCCCCACACUAACACUCACACACACAAAGAGCGCACGUCACUCUUCCUCGGCUUGAGACACAAGAAUCAGAACGAUGACACUGAAGCGCUCCGAUAAAACACACUUUAUACUACAUAAAAAGUAACGUAAAAUAACGCUGUAACGCAUCAUGUAGUAACGGUAACUGAGUUACUGAAUAUAAAAAAUAACGCGUUAGAUUACCAGUUACCGCCGAAACUAACGGCGUUACAGUAACUUACUUUGUAACGCGUUAGUCCCAACACUGGCUAUAAUAGCCUACUAUCAAAAUGACUAUGUGUCACAGGCUGAAGCAAAUCUCAUUUGCUUCAGCCUGUGAAUGUCAACGAAUUUCACAUUUCUGUCAAAUUCGUUGACAGAAAUGUUGAAAUGUAAUAUUUAUUCUACACAUUUUUACAACAUUAGAAACCAUUAGUAAAUCAGACGUUACUCAGAAGGUGAGAUAACUCCUGGAAAUGACUGGCUUUUAAUGGCCAAAGGUAUAGAUGUGUGUGUCCAAGUUAAAGAAAAUAGCAGGCUGUCUUCUUCUAAUGGAUUUUUUUACAAUCUUUGGCAAGCUGGGUAGUGUUUGCUGUGGUCUGGAACAACAUGGCGCACAAAAAACUAUCUGAAAUGCAGCCAGUACUACAUACAGAUAAUGUGUCAUGAGACAUGCAAAACUAAAUUAAAUACAAAGAGGAUACAAAUAAAGGAAAUUAAAUGAGCUCAAAUAUACCUACAAAUGAGGCAUAAUGAUACAAUAUGUACAUACAGCUAGCCUAAAUAGCAUGUUAGCAUUGAUUAGCUUGCAGUCAUAUACUGACUAAAUAUGCCGGAUUAGGACUCCACACAAGUCAAUAACAUAAACAAAGCUCACAUAUGUGCAUUCACGCACAGCAUAAAACGAUUGGUGGACAAAAUGAGACGAAGGAGUGGAAGAUUUUACAUGUAAACAAACUAUUGUGUUUGUUUGUAUUUUCCCCCUCAUCUUUUUCCAUUUUCAAUCCUUUUUUACAAAUGCUCCAGGGAGCCACUAGGGCAGCACUAAAGAGCUGCAUGCGACUCAAGAGCUGCAUGCGACUCAAGAGCUGCGGGUUGCUGAGCCUCGCUUUAAGCGAACGCCACAGUGACGACAACAGAAGUGAAGCGCGCUGACAUGGCAAGAAAAUAUUUUCAUCGCAAACAUUUCGAUCUAAUCAAUUAAUUAAUGCAAACAAAAGGUGACGUUAGGGUUAGGGGUUAAUAUGUAUCUUUAUUGUAGUUGCUAUAUUGUUAGGUGCACAGAGACCGGUACAACAUUCUUUUUUUUUUGUUCAUUGCAUACAGACAGCCAAACACGCAACAACCAUAAGCUGUUUAUCAACCAUAUUUCGUCAAAGUUUGGAUAAAAUACAUUUAGCAUAGUCACAUGCGUAUAUUGACCAGCUUGGGUCACGUUACAAAUGUACUGUGGGUGUUCCUUAACAAGGGUGUUCCCUUACAGUGCCUGCGUCCAGUAGUUGGACCCUUCUCGAUAUAUUGGCAGAAAUGAGGCAGACAGGAAAUGAAACCAUAAUAAGAGUGCCGGAUAGGAAAUAAAACAAAAUACAGGAACAUAAGAAAACAAAGUCCAAACCUUUCAUGACAAUCAUGACAAUUUCCAUUAAGGUAAAACUUUUUAUGAGUUGUUUGGAUACAAUUACUUCUUUCACAUAAAGUUCGGAUUUUUUUUCUUCUAAUACUCUUUUUAUCUUGUGUAAUUUGGAUAUUUGUUUCCUCCUAAUUUUACAACUUAAUCUUAAAUUAUGAGUUUUCUCUUAUAAUAUAUUUUUGAGAAGAAUUGAUACUAUUACCCUUUUUUUAUCUUUUUACAUUCUAAUUUCUUAUCAUAAUUAAAAAAAAAAAAUUCUUGAAUAAUUAUGACUUUUUUUAUAGUAUAUUUUUCUUUUCAGUGAGUCCCUAAUACUCCUAUAAAAUAACUUGAUGAUGCUUUUAAAAAACUUGCACGUGUAUUAAGCAAAUUUGAAGGAUAAAAUAUCAGUUGGCACAACAAAAGGUGUGAAACUGCUGUUUGCACAAGCAUGCAUGAAUCGUGUUCAUUCCUAACGUUGUGUUAUCUUAUUUUUCCACGGGCUGUACAAUCCUGUAUUUCCUAUUUAUUGCUUCUCGUGUGUCACUAAUUACAGUAUGUGCCUGAUGAUGAGUCCUGCUGUUUUCUUGUUGUCGCCACUUUAGCGACGGCCCCUCAUGGCGAAUGUGCGGGCAUUCUUCCAGGCGAGCGGGGGCAGUGUUGACAUGUCGCAGCUAUCAAUGCUCUAAUAAAGGUCCUCCAGUGAGGUCUGUAGGGGAUACAAGCUUCUUUUGUUAUCUCACCUCGGCAGCAGCCGUGUGGCUAAUUGGAAGACAAACGGCCUGGCGGAGGGCGUGUGGCGGUGAAGGUGGAGUGUGCUUGCUUUGUCUCCAUCUGAUGCAGCUUUGUGUGUUGUAGUGGGCCAGGCGGCUGUAUCCUCACAGGCGUGUGCAGUCCUCACAGCUGAGUGCUCAGGCAGCCUUUUUCCCACAGCAGCACAAUGCCUCUUUCGCACACUGCUGACAGGUUGAAAAGCACCUUCCUGGCCAGAAGACUCCACCAUCUAUCAGCUCGAGGCAACGUACUGUACAGUAGCAGCCUGGCACACACACUCACGCACACCCACUUUUCUCCCCCAAAACUCCCACCACAUAAUUGAAUCCGUUGUGACACCACGCUGAGUGCUAUUGGGCUCGUGAAAUUGCUGAUGUUUAAAUUCCAGAUGGUUUGCAGCCGAUAUGUAAAGCAACACAAAGUGUGUUCUCAUUUGGGAUUAAAUUCCUUGUCAGAUACAUCACUGGACAUUUCAUUAGGUACACCUAAGAGGAUCUGAUAUUAGAACUGCAGCAACAAAAAAAACACUUUUUGAUAGAGAGGCACAUUAGUGAAAUGUGCUCACAAACACUCUGAAAAUGUAGACAUUUUUAGUUAUAAAAUAAAUAUAAAUAAAUGGUCGCCCAUGGUUAAAUAUCAAUCAAUCAAUAAAUCAAAGUUUAAUUAUAUAGCCCUUAAUCACAAGUGUCUCAAAGGGCUGCACAAGCCACAUCAGGGCAAGAAAAAACUCAACCCAAUGGGAUGACAAUGAGAAACCUUGGAAGGGACCGCAAAUGUGGGGAUGUUGCGGUUAGUAGUAUUCUAUCUUUAUUUGUAGUUAUUUAUACUUUCUGAAUAAAGUUUGUAAUAAUAUUCAUCAGUCAACUCAUUAGUGUUAAUUUUCCAUCUAUCAAGCUAAAAGAAAUAAUAUCAAAAUCAAAUUACAGGAUAUUAUUCAUGUAGUUUGCUCAGUUUUCUAAUGUUUCUUGGUGCACUAACAUCAUGUGGUUUAUUUUUAUUUUUUUUUUACAUAUGUAGCAUCAUCUACAAAUACAAAUAAUUGCUAUUGUGACAUCUAGUGGACACAUUUAGAACAGCAUUUUCUUUCAUUCAAAAAUUUCGGCUCAUUUUUAUACUUAGCAAACUCAUCCCACGGGCCGGAUAAAACCUGUUUGCCGGCCUGAUCCGGCCUGCGGGCCGUACGUUUGACACCCACGAUUUAGUCAAUAGUGUGAGAGUCCAGUCCACAGUGGGGCCAGCCGGAGAUCAUCUUGAGUGGAGACAAGUCAGCAACGCAGAGACGUCCCCAACUGAUGCACAGAGGAGUGGUCCACCCCGGGUCCUGACUUUGAACAGCUAGCGCUUCAUCUGUGGUCACUGCAGGAGAGGGGGCAGAGCAGAAAAGAGACGGCAGAUCAACUGGUCUAAAAGGGAGGUCUAUUCAAAGGAGUAUACAAAUGAGUAAAUAUAUCUAUAUAUAAUAAAUAGGGCCCCAAAGCAGAUUUUUUUUUUUUAAUAUUAGAAUAUCAGAAUAUUUUAUUUUAUUUUUGUUUUCACACUUCUUUUUUUUAAUUAUUUUUAAAUGUGAAGCGAUUAAAUUAAACUUGAAUUCAACCUGAUGCAUGUUUUGUACUAACUAGGACUUUUUUGUGUGCAAAAUAACAAUUUCAGCAUCAAAACACUGAUAUUUAUAAACCAUCAUAGCACAUUUCUAAACAGUACCACUUCCUUUCAGGACAGGCACUAAUGCUGUGCGCCGCUUAUCAGUGACGGAACAGGAAACGGCUAGGAAUACGCGUGUAGUAAAAUUUCAUAGCGCACUCUCAUUCCUAAUUUGACAUUUUACUCGCGCUUCUUUAUGCAAAACGGGGCCAUACGCACAGCGUGUGUUCUGGGUAUGAGGAGGGGCGGCCCUUUCACUAGUACUGUGUGAGAGGUAAUAGUGAGAUGUGUCUCGAACUGUGAACUACAUUUACAGAAAAAUAUUGUAAAUACCUGAAUGCAAUAUAAGAUGACUUUAUUUCAAGAUGUUAAGUGUUGUACACGCUUACCUGAUCGGUUGAUUGAAUUAGCAUCAUAACUGUCAUGAGCGAAGAAAGAAUAAAGCAACAGCAGAGUGCUGCUCAAAAAUGUUUAGCACCAGAAAAAAACAUGACUAACAGUUGCACACUCUGUAGGAAGGACUUUUGUUUUUCCACUGAAGAUCUACCAUCUUAAAAUAGCACACUAAUAACACAAAGAGGUCCACAUUAAGGUGUGUUAAUGUUUGUUUAGAAAAACAGUUUUUUCAUCAUUAAACAUAUUUAACAUCAACAUGAUGUUAAAUAUGUUUAAUAAACACGUUAAGUGCAUUUAUUUUCCCUUCUAUUUACUCAUGUAAAAUAAAAUAGCAUUAAUUUAGAUCAGUAGUCC
Molecule: messenger RNA, 13537 nt
Organism: Entelurus aequoreus (snake pipefish)
Lineage: Eukaryota; Metazoa; Chordata; Actinopteri; Syngnathiformes; Syngnathidae
Product: disrupted in schizophrenia 1 protein-like
Exons: 19
Coding region: 364-3516 (1050 amino acids)
Biological process (GO): neuron migration; cilium assembly
Cellular component (GO): centrosome; microtubule; intermediate filament cytoskeleton
Molecular function (GO): sequence-specific DNA binding
Source: RefSeq, a predicted model, not a curated record